Vombatus ursinus (common wombat) is the source of this 801-nucleotide messenger RNA. RefSeq names its product mas-related G-protein coupled receptor member X2-like. Gene Ontology annotation, biological process: G protein-coupled receptor signaling pathway. Lineage: Eukaryota; Metazoa; Chordata; Mammalia; Diprotodontia; Vombatidae. The record is from RefSeq and is a predicted model, not a curated record. Gene Ontology annotation, molecular function: G protein-coupled receptor activity. Gene Ontology annotation, cellular component: membrane.
AUGGCUGUGCCCCCUACACCUGGGCAGCUGGAAUGUGGUCAUGACAACUCAACCGAAAGAAGAGCAAAUGGGACUUUAGUUCCCAGGGCUGAGACACCUGGAAAAUUUGUCCUAAUUGACUGGAUGCAUGUCCUCAGUCUGCUCGUUGUCAUAGUCGGGUUGGUAGGGAACAGUAUUCUCCUGUGGCUCCUGGGCUUCCAUAUCCAGAGGAACCCCUUCUCCUUCGACGUCCUCAACCUGGCUGAGGCCCACGCCCUCUACCUUUGCAGCCUCUUUUUGCUACUCAUUCAGGAAUUUGUUUGGUAUUUUACUGUCAUGUAUGUAGGAGUGAUCUACAUGACAUUCAUGUCCUGCUGUGGGGGCCUGAGCCUCCUGGCUGCGAUCAGCACCGAGCGCUGUCCAUCUGUCCUCUUCCCUGUCUGUUACGGAUGUCACUGCCGCAAGCACACCUAUGCCUCUGUGUGCGCUGUCCUCUGGGCUCUAGCGGGGCUGUUAUGCACAGCGAAUUAUAUCUACUGUGUUUCCUUCUACAGUAAGCAUUUCUGUCCUGGUUUCUUCAACUUCCGGACCCCUGAAUGCAGCGGAGGGUCCAGUGCAGCUCCCAGCGCCAGCAACCGCCCAGGCUCUACCUCCUGGUCCUGCUCACGGUUCCCGUGUUCCUGUUCUGUGGCCUUUCCAUGGGGAUCGAAGUUCCGUCUGCUCCUGGCCUCUGUGAACAGCAGCGCAAACUCCUUCAUUUACUGCUUCCUGAGCAACAGAAGGCAUAGAAGAGGGAGGGAGCCCCUUAGGGUUGUCUUCUAG